AUGUGAAUUGCGAUUGAUGACAAACUACAAACUGACACAAUAUAAAAGCCGAUGCAGUGGUAGGUAACUAGGAAGUUUAAAGUUUAUUUUUCGAACAAAUAUAUAUCUUUGACUUAGUUCCCGAUUGCAAAUAUUUCCUUAAUUUAUAUAGAAAGUCCUCUCAAGCAAAGUGAAUUGCCUCUAACACAAUGGAAUUUCAUUUGAAUAUCUUCACUUUAAAUUGUUGGGGGAUACCAGUAGUAUCAAAAAAUCGAACAGAACGUUUUGAAGCCAUAGCUAAGUACUUACAAGAAAGUUCUCAUACAAUAGUCUGUCUUCAAGAAGUCUGGAGUGAAAAAGAUUAUUUAUAUUUAAAAGAUUGUUUGAAAAGCAACCUCCCUUAUUCACACUACUUUUACAGUGGUGUUCUGGGGUCAGGUCUGUGUAUAUUCUCAAAAUGGUUAAUGCAAGAUGUGUUCUUCCACCAAUGGCCCUUAAAUGGUUACAUUCACAAGAUACAUCAUGGAGAUUGGUUUGGAGGUAAAGGAGUUGGUCUCUGCCGUAUUAAGUAUGGUAACAGACUAAUUAAUGUAUAUUGUACACAUCUCCAUGCAGAGUACCAUGAAGAUGAUAUUUAUUUGGCUCACAGAAUGUUACAAGCCUAUUCAACAGCUGAGUUUGUCAACUUGACUGCAGCACCCGCUGACAUAUCUAUACUAGCUGGAGAUCUCAACACUGGACCUGGAGAUUUAUCCUUCAAGAUAGUCACGCAGUUACCGCCUUUGGUAGACCCAUUCACUGAGGACCCAACUAAACCAAAAACCUUUGGAACUUGUGACAGUGCUAAUAAUAGCUAUUCAGAUCCUAAUCAAGUGAAGAUUUGUCCUGAGGGAAAGAGAAUAGAUCAUAUUUUAUAUAAACUCAAUCCUGCUUGGGAGGCUGAAGUGAUCAAAUUUGGCAACCCAUUACCUGAUAGAGUGCCUGGCAAAGACUUCUCCUAUUCUGAUCACAAUGCAGUCUCUGUUGAAUUACUUGUGAAGCCAGUUGACAAUAAAUCUGCAGAAAAACAAACGAACAUUGGCGACACCUUCGAUGACACGGCUACCCAAGCUAUAAAAGUUUGUGAAGAAGCAAUGAAUAACUUGUCUAAAUCUAAAACACUGUACUUGACAGUUGGUGGGUUGAUCCUAAUGUUCCUUAUUGGUACUGUUGGCUAUUGGCCAAACAGUAUAAUUUAUGACGUAAUCAAACUGUUCAUCACUGGACUUUGUUUCUACUAUCUUAUAAUGGGAUCACUAUGGCAUAGAAUCGAAAUGAACAGCUUGAAGGCUGGAUUGACUGCUUUGGAAAAUUUCUGCAGGACAAGGAUUGAAUCAAAGAUGGCCACUGACUAAACUCGGCUUCAAUGCAUACCGAUGAUGAAUGACUUACUAUCUAAAGGCAUAUCAAAGAGUACAUAUUAUAAUAUAUUGAUAAAUUAAAUACAAUAUUAUUAAUAAGGAAUUUGAACAUUCCUCUAUUAUCCGCGUUAUAACGUUCUUAUGAGGCUGUUUACUUAAUAAUUGAUUAGACAAUAAGUAAAUGAAGUAAUGAUAUAUAACUAGGCAAUUAUUACCAUGGAAUAGUAAGAUUGUGAGCUGGCCUAGAAAUGUAAUGAUAAUUCAUAUAUGCAGUAUUUCUUGUUAAUCACACAAUACUAUAUUGAUCUUGACAGUACCACGCUAUAAUUAUACUAAUUGCUAACUAAUUAAAUAAUCUAUAAUGUACUUUAUUUUAUGAAUGACUAUUUUAAUGUAUAUUAUGUAAUAAUCUAAUUGUUCUUAUCUAAAUCAAUUGAGCAUUUAAAGCAUUUCAUGAUCUCGAACUACUAAUUCCAAUGAAGUUACUUCAAUAUUCUCUUACUGCUGAAGGUAUUUAAAUAAUAAAAUCGAAAUUCACUUUUUAACUAAGCAUAAGUAGCUAGUCGCAUAGAGCACGAACUAAGAAAGAGUACUAUUUUCUAAAAAUAAUACACAUGUUCAAAGAAACAAUAAUAUUAAACUUGUCUGUUUUCCUUCAAGCAAAACAACAUGCACUAAAAAUACUUACUUGGAAGUUAUUUAACUAAAUAGACAUUACAGCCUUUGGGCAACCUUUUUUUUAGUACCUACUGAAAGAUUAGAUCUGAGGAGCCUUUUUCCUUUUGGUCAUAUUUUGGAAUUUUCACUACAAUAAAGCAAUGCAACGUG
This is a messenger RNA of Spodoptera exigua (beet armyworm), 2207 nucleotides long. Lineage: Eukaryota; Metazoa; Arthropoda; Insecta; Lepidoptera; Noctuidae. The record is from the annotation of a GenBank genome assembly.